AUGAAAAAUUCUCAGUGUACUCUUGGUGGAAAUUAUGAUAUUGAGGAUACAGAUACAAAAUCCGUUGAUGAUGAAAGUUUUAAAAAAAUAAAAGAAGUUGAUUUACAUGAAAAUGCUAAAAAUGUUGAAGAUAAAAUAAUUAAAAAGGAAGAUAAUGGUUUUAUAUCUGGGUUUACUGGAUCUUUUCUUAUAAUUAUUGUUUCUGAGAUUGGUGAUAAGACAUGGUUUAUUGCUGCUAUUAUGUCAAUGAGAUACCCACGUUUAAUAGUAUUUUCAGGUGCUAUUUCAGCAUUAGCAGUAAUGACUGUUUUAUCAGUUUUUGUUGGUUGGUUAAUGCAAGUUGUUCCAGGUAUAAUUGUUUUUUGGAUUUCUACGGGAUUAUUUGCUGUAUUUGGAGUUCAAAUGUUAUAUGAAGGUUUAAAAAUGUCAUCUAAUGAGGGUGCCGAGGAGUUGGAGGAAGCUCAAGCUGAGGUACAAAAAAGUGAAGUUGAUAUACAAACAUCAAGUAUGGUAAAACCAUCUCUAGAACAAGGUGGUGCAACAUCAUCAAAUGAUGGAAAAGUAAAUUCUAUUAAAAAUUCUUUUUCAUAUUCAACAAUAAUUUUUAUGAAAUCUUUUUCAUUAACAUUUUUAGCAGAAUGGGGUGAUAGAAGUCAGAUAGCUACAAUUGCUCUUGGAGCAGUAAAAGAUGUAUUUGGGGUAAUUCUUGGUGGUGUAAUAGGUCACUCAAUAUGUACAGGUAUUGCUGUUAUUGGAGGCAGAGUUAUUGCACAAAAGAUCUCCGUUAGAACAGUUACAAUAAUUGGUGGAUUUACUUUUAUAUUUUUCGCACUUGCAAAUAUUGUGGUUAAAUUUUUUAUUGAAUAA
Messenger RNA from Strongyloides ratti, 867 nucleotides. RefSeq names its product Transmembrane protein 165. Gene Ontology annotation, biological process: calcium ion transmembrane transport; Golgi calcium ion homeostasis; manganese ion transmembrane transport. The transcript has 3 exons. The record is from RefSeq and is a predicted model, not a curated record. The coding region runs from base 1 to 867 and encodes 288 amino acids. Lineage: Eukaryota; Metazoa; Nematoda; Chromadorea; Rhabditida; Strongyloididae. Gene Ontology annotation, cellular component: Golgi apparatus. Gene Ontology annotation, molecular function: manganese ion transmembrane transporter activity; calcium ion transmembrane transporter activity.